AUGUCUGGGCGUGGCAAAGGCGGUAAAGUUAAGAGAAAGAGCAAGACUCGUUCUAGCCGAGUAGGGCUUCAAUCCCCUGUCGGUCGUAUCCAUCGACUUCUCCGAAAAGGCAAUUAUGCCGAACGUGUUGGAGCUGGAGCACCAGUGUACCUGGCUGCCGUGUUAGAAUACUUAGCUGCUGAAGUGUUGGAGUUGGCUGGUAAUGCCGCCAGAGACAACAAGAAAACUAGGAUCAUCCCUAGACAUCUCCAACUCGCCAUCCGAAACGACGAGGAGUUGAACAAACUCCUUUCCGGAGUAACUAUUGCUUAG
This is a messenger RNA of Argiope bruennichi, 312 nucleotides long. Its product is annotated as histone H2A-like. The transcript has a single exon. The coding region runs from base 1 to 312 and encodes 103 amino acids. Lineage: Eukaryota; Metazoa; Arthropoda; Arachnida; Araneae; Araneidae. Gene Ontology annotation, molecular function: protein heterodimerization activity; structural constituent of chromatin; DNA binding. Gene Ontology annotation, cellular component: nucleosome. The record is from RefSeq and is a predicted model, not a curated record.